Molecule: messenger RNA, 1929 nt
Organism: Pediculus humanus corporis (human body louse)
Lineage: Eukaryota; Metazoa; Arthropoda; Insecta; Psocodea; Pediculidae
Exons: 7
Coding region: 1-1929 (642 amino acids)
Molecular function (GO): zinc ion binding
Source: RefSeq, a predicted model, not a curated record
AUGUCAGUUAUGGAAUCUGAAAAUUCAGUUUUGAAAACUCCCGAAUGGUUGGAAAUAUUGGAAAAUCGGCGAAAAAGACAUAAAUUAGCACAUGAGAUUGGUGCCGGAGCACCUUGUACGGUUUGCAAGGAUAAAUGUAUAGGUUUAAAUCUUCACUUUUGGAGGAAAAUCUGUAUCGAGUGUAAAUGUAGAAAAGAAGAUCAUGAAGUUGUUGAAGAAGACGAUUAUGCGCAAUUUGAAAUUCUUUUUGGUACAAAAAAAGGAAAGAAAACAACAUUGAAAUUUAAUUCACAAAAUAAAUUAUUCGAUUGGGUUCCUCCAAAUGUUUCACCUGAAUUGGCUGUCGAAUACUUGAAAUCUCUACCCGAAUCCAAGCUACCCAUUUCAGAUAGCGAAGGUGCCAGGUAUAGAAAAAAACAAUUAGAAAAACAAGUGCCAUUACAUGACAUUGAUCCAAAUGUUUGUCAUAAUUUGACACCAAAAGAAGCUGUCGAAUUUCAAAAAUAUAUUGAUAAUUUAAGAAAUAAUGUUAUCGGUCAAGGAAAAAUUAUGAAAUAUCAAUCAACAAAAUUGUUUCAAGAAAAUUUCAUACAUGAUUCUUUGCCAAAUAUGGUAGCGAAAAGUGAAAAAUAUGAUCAUUUGAAACCGCAGGGAACAGAAUUAAUGGCUCAUGUAACAGUUGAUAAAUAUUCUGAUCAAAAUGUGUUUUAUUCCGAACAGUCAGAUUUGUGUCCCGUUCAAACUUCACAAAAUUUAAAUCCAUAUCAAUUAUCUUCCUCACAACAAUUUUCACCCAAUAGCGCAUUGCCAAACCAUGAAAAAAAGGAAUAUUUAAAUAAAAAUCCGACAAGUUUUUCGACAAAUAUUAAAUGUCCCAAACCAUACAUUUCAUCAUCUUACAAUCAAAUCCCACAAAAUAGUGAAAAAUCAUCAUCAUUCAUGUUGCCAAAUGAUAAUGUCAUUUUAAAAACUCCUAGUUCUUUCCUUAAUAAAAAUAAUAUUACUCAUGGUGAAAAAAAUAAUAAUGAAAAUGUUAUCGAUUCUGAUAAAAAUUAUGAUAAAAAUUUAAAUAAAAUAAUUGGAAAAAGCAUUCCAAAUCAAAUUGAUAAAUUUCAAUCCUGUGAUAAUAAUGUUACAAAUGACAAUAAAGAAAAGGGAGUAGAGCAAAGACCAAAAGAUGCACAAUUACUUACAGAUUCUUUAGCCAAAUUUAAAAAUUUAAAUAUUUCCAUUGAUCAAGUGCCAUUUACACCAGUUCAAGAAACGAAUACUAUUCAAAAACCCAUGGGGAAAUUACAAAAGAAUGAUGAUAAAAAUGAAGAACUUUCAAAUGUUUUUCCAAAUCCUCCUGCAACAUGUUUACAAUGUUUGGGAAUAUUAAAUCCGGAUGAAGUUAUUGUUCAAGCAGAAAGGGGUGGAAAUUUUGCAUUAUGGCAUGCCAAAUGCUUCGUUUGUGAAAGUUGCAAAGAACUUUUGGUUGAUUUGAUGUACUUUUUCCAUAAAGGAAAAGUUUAUUGUGGCAGACACUAUGCGGAUAUUAUGAAGAUACCUAGAUGUUAUGCUUGCGAUGAACUUAUUUUCGUUAAAGAAUAUACUUGUGCUGAAGGAGAAUCAUACCACAUACGUCACUUUUGCUGUUUUCAAUGUGAUGAACCUUUGGCUGGAAAACAAUACAUUCUUAAAGAUUAUCAACCGAUUUGUUUAGAUUGUUAUCAGGUUAAUUAUGGAAAGAAAUGUCAAACAUGUUCCUUAUUGAUUGAAGCUGGAGAACAAAGAGUUUCAUGGAAUGAUUUACAUUUUCAUGUCUCACCUCAGUGUUUCCGUUGUACUAAUUGUUUAAAUUCUUUGCUGGGAGCAAGAUUUGUCGUUAAAAACAAUCAAAUAUUUUGCAAAAAAGAAUGCGUUCAACAGUUUUUUAAUCAAAUGUAA